This is a messenger RNA of Pneumocystis murina B123, 1618 nucleotides long. RefSeq names its product phenylalanine-tRNA ligase, alpha subunit. Gene Ontology annotation, cellular component: phenylalanine-tRNA ligase complex; cytoplasm; cytosol. Gene Ontology annotation, biological process: phenylalanyl-tRNA aminoacylation. Gene Ontology annotation, molecular function: ATP binding; phenylalanine-tRNA ligase activity; tRNA binding. The coding region runs from base 1 to 1509 and encodes 502 amino acids. The transcript is spliced from 9 exons. The record is from RefSeq and is a predicted model, not a curated record. Lineage: Eukaryota; Fungi; Ascomycota; Pneumocystomycetes; Pneumocystales; Pneumocystaceae.
AUGGAAGGAUCAGAUGAGCUAAAAACAUUGAUUUUGAAUACUCUUUAUAAUGGGGACAUUGAGGAUACCCUUAUGCUGCGUUUAAAUGGGGAAAAAGAAGCAAUUGAUCAGCAAAAAAUUCAAGGAUGUUUAAAUUCUCUUGUAAGCAAAGAAAUGGUUACAUAUAAAAUUAUUGAAAAAGAGUACUUUAUUUUAACUGAGGAGGCAAAAGAUAUUGUCUUGAAUGGAAGUUAUGAAGCAAAAAUUUUUAAUUUAAUUUGUUCAUCAAUAAAUGGAUUAACUCUUGAAGAACUUGAGUCUAUUAUGGGACCAUCUAUAGAACAUGGAUUGAAACAAGUUUUUAAAAAUAAGUGGGUUAAAAAAGUUGGUAGUAAUCUUGUUAAAAAUGUUGAUUCUAUUACGGAUACAGUUGCCCAUAAUUUGAAAAUAAUACAGGAAAAUGGAACGCAUUCUGAUUCUAGUGUUAUUAUAGAACUUCGAAAACGUAAACUUUUAGAAAAAAAUAAACAAAUAUCAUUUUCUGUAAAAAAAGGACCUAAGUUUUCACUUUCUAUUAAAAAACAAAUAACAGAUCUUACUGUAGAAAUUUUGCAAUCAAAAUUGUAUGAAUCUAUGGAAUUUAAACCAUAUAAUUUUGAUGCCAAAGGAACUAAUAUUCCAUCUGGAUCAUUACAUCCACUUCUAAAAAUGAGGGAAGAAUUUAGGUCAAUAUUCUUUGAAUUGGGUUUUGAAGAAAUGCCAACCAAUAAAUUUGUUGAAUCAUGUUUUUGGAAUUUUGAUUCACUUUUUGUUCCUCAACAACAUCCUGCUCGAGAUUUACAAGAUACCUUUUAUAUUAAAACGCCUAGAUUAUCUAAACCUAUGCAAGAAAAACAAUAUGUUGAAGCUGUUCGUCGUAUACAUGAAGAGGGUAAUUUUGGAUCUAUUGGUUACCGAUAUCCUUGGUCUUUAGAAGAAUCCAGGAGGCUUGUAUUACGCACUCAUACGACUUCUAUAUCAGCAUUUAUGCUUUAUAAACUAGCAAAUCAAGAAGGAGGAUUUACACCUGCAAAAUAUUUCUCAAUAGAUCGUGUUUUUCGAAACGAAACUGUUGAUUCGACACAUUUAGCUGAAUUUCAUCAAGUAGAAGGUGUUAUUGCUGAUUAUAAUUUAACUCUUGGUGAUCUUAUUGGUUUUAUGGAUUUGUUUUAUAGUAAAAUGGGUGUAAAAAAUUUAAAGUUUAAACCUACAUAUAAUCCUUAUACAGAACCAUCUCUUGAAAUAUAUUCAUAUCAUGAAGGUUUAAAACGCUGGGUUGAAAUUGGAAAUAGUGGGUUGUUUCGACCAGAAAUGUUAGAACCUAUGGGACUUCCAAAAGAUGUCAGAGUUUAUGGUUGGGGCCUUAGUUUGGAACGGCCAACUAUGAUUAAAUAUAGACUUAACAAUAUUAGAGAUCUUCUUGGUCAUAAAGUUGAUUUAGAUAAGAUUCAAGCUAGUCCUGCAGUAAGAUUAAGUGAAGGAAUUAUUUGAAUAUAAUGAGAUUAAUAAUUUGGUGUCAAUAUAAUUAAAAUUUUAAUUUAUUAAAAAAAUUUAGCCUUGACUGUUAAUAUUGUUAAUUUAAUAUUUACAAAAAAUAUCA